This is a messenger RNA of Kluyveromyces lactis, 1110 nucleotides long. RefSeq names its product homoisocitrate dehydrogenase (gene LYS12). Gene Ontology annotation, cellular component: mitochondrion. Gene Ontology annotation, molecular function: magnesium ion binding; isocitrate dehydrogenase (NAD+) activity; NAD binding. The record is from RefSeq and is a predicted model, not a curated record. The transcript has a single exon. NCBI's taxonomy places the organism in Eukaryota, Fungi, Ascomycota, Saccharomycetes, Saccharomycetales, Saccharomycetaceae. Bases 1 to 1110 code for a protein of 369 amino acids. Gene Ontology annotation, biological process: isocitrate metabolic process; tricarboxylic acid cycle.
AUGAUGAGAACACGUUUCAUUCAAUUGUCCCGUCGUGCUUACGCUUCCAAUGCGAAGAAUUUAACAAUUGGUUUAAUUCCAGGUGAUGGUAUUGGUAAAGAAGUUAUUCCUGCUGGUAAGAAGAUCUUAGAAUCAUUGAACCCAAAGUACGGUCUAUCGUUUAAAUUCAUUGAUUUGCAAGCUGGUUGGGAAACCUUCCAAAACACCGGUAAGGCACUCCCUGACGAAACCAUUGAUAUCUUGAAGAACCAAUGUGAAGGUGCUUUAUUUGGUGCUGUGCAAUCACCAACGACUAAGGUUGAAGGUUACUCUUCUCCAAUCGUUGCCCUAAGAAAGAAUUUGGGACUUUUCGCUAACGUUCGUCCUGUUAAAUCUGUUGAUGGUACUAAGGACAGAAAAGUUGACCUAGUCAUCGUUAGAGAAAACACUGAAGAUUUAUACAUUAAAUUGGAAAAGUCAUACAUCGAUGAAGCCACCGGAACCAGAGUUGCAGAUGCUACCAAGAGAAUUACCGAAAUAGCAACCAAAAACAUUGCUACUAUCGCUCUACAAAUCGCUCAACAGAGAUUGGAACAGAACGGUCAUGCCACUUUAACAGUUACUCACAAAUCCAAUGUUCUUUCACAAUCUGAUGGUCUUUUCAGAGAGGUAUGCAGAGAAACUUAUGAAGCUAACAAGGACAAGUACGGAGGUGUCCAAUAUAAUGAACAAAUCGUCGAUUCCAUGGUUUACAGAAUGUUCAGAGAACCAGAAUGUUUCGACGUUGUUGUUGCACCAAACUUGUACGGUGACAUUCUUUCUGAUGGUGCUGCUGCCCUAGUUGGCUCCUUGGGUGUUGUUCCAUCUGCCAAUGUUGGUCCAAACAUCGUUAUUGGUGAACCAUGUCAUGGCUCUGCCCCUGAUAUCGCUGGUAAAGGUAUUUCUAAUCCAAUUGCCACCAUCAGAUCCACUGCAUUGAUGUUGGAAUUUUUGGGUUACCCAGAACCGGCAAAGGAUAUCCACAAAGCUGUUGAUGCCAACAUCAGAGAGGGUAAAUACUUGACACCAGAUCUUGGUGGUAACUCCACCACCCAACAAGUGUUGGAGGAUGUUCUAUCUAAAUUAGAUUAA